AUGGAUCGCCUCCUAUCACCUACGGGCGCCGCGCAGACUUGGUACUACGCCCUCGAGCGGAGACGAGGGCGGGAUGCCGCCCCGGGAGCGUUUCCGCGACCCGUGCCUCCGGCGGUUUGGGCCGACCCUCCGUGGCGGCCGCCCUCGGCCGAGCCGGGACGCCUCGCCUUCACCACCACGGUCCAGGACUUCGCCGACCGCUUUCAGGCGCUCGCGUGCCAUGCCCUGGGCGUCUCGGCACGGCAGCGCGCCGAUCUCUUCGUCGGUGGCCUCCCCGACUACAUCCGCGUCGACGUCGAGAUGAGCGAGCCGGCGGACCUGCAGACGGCCAUGUACUACGCACGAGCCUAUGAGCAGCGCGCCCUCGCCAUGCAGCAGGUCUACGCGCAACGUGGCAGCGCUCGUCCCGCGCCCGGCCCGCCCCGACACCCACCACCCCGCCGCGCCCCGCACCGGCCGCUGCGCCCACGAGCCCUCUGCGCCGACUCGCCCCUUCAAGCGGGCCGACGGCUGCGGAGCAGCGCUGAGCGGCGCCGCCAGGGGCUGUGCUUCAACUGCGACGAGAAGUACGCACCGGGCCACACGUGCGCCCGCCUCUUCUACCUGGAGACCGUCGACGACGCCGACGUUGAGACCCUCACCGGCGAGCUCGCGGCCGCCACCGUCACUGAGGCCGGUGUCACGACCUACGCGCCAGUCGACGCGUCCGCCUUCGUCGUCUCUCUCCAUGCUAUGGCGGGCAUCAAGACGGCAAAGACGAUGCUGCUCCCGGUGACGAUCAAUGGGGAGCAUCUCACUGCGCUGGUGGACACGGGUUCCACGCACAACUUCCUGUCCAACACCGCCAUGCGCCGCCUCGCUCUCCAGCCGGCGGGAUCGGAGAAGUACAGCGUCACCGUCGCCAACGGGGAUCGUCUUACGUGCCAGGGCGUGGCGCGACAGGUUCCCAUGCUCUUGGGCGACGAGCCGUUCGCCAUCGACUGCGUCGGCAUCGACUUGGGCUGCUACGACUUCAUCCUCGGCCUCGACUUCCUGAGCACUUUAGGCCCCAUCCUGUGGGACCUCGACGCGCUGUCCCUCAUCUUCUGGCGCGAGGGCGGCCGCCGUGUUCACUGGAUGGGCGUGGGCAGCACUGGCACAUCCCCGGAGCUCCACCUGAUGGCCGCCGCGCUAGACGAGGCGCAUCCGCUCCUGGCCGACUUACUGCAGCAGCACGGCGACCUCUUCGACGAGCCGCAGGGCCUCCCUCCCUCGCGACCCUGUGACCACCGCAUCCACCUGCUGCCAAACACGGCACCCGUAGCUGUGCGGCCGUACUGGUACCCCCAGCUGCAGAAGGACGAGCUCGAGCGCCAUGUGCCGGUCAUGCUAGCACAGGGCAUCAUCCGGAUCUCGACGUCACCGUUCUGCGCCCACGUGCUCCUUGUGCGCAAGACCGACGGCACGUGGCGUUUCUGCAUCGACUUCCGCGCCCUCAACACCGUCACGUCCAAGGACAAGUUCCCCAUCCCCAUCGUGGAUGAGCUCCUGGACGAGCUACAUGGCGCGCGCUUCUUCACCAAGCUCGACUUGCGCUCGGGCUAUCAUCAGGUGCGCAUGCACCAGGACGACAUCGCCAAGACAGCGUUCCGCACUCACCAUGGCCACUACGAGUUUUUGGUGAUGCCGUUCGGCCUCUCCAACGUACCGACGACCUUCCAGGCUCUGAUGAACGACGUGCUCAGCCCCUACUUACGCCGCUUUGUGCUUGUUUUCUUUGAUGAUAUUUUGAUCUACAGCGCAUCCUGGGCGGAGCACCUGCAGCACGUGGCCAUCAUCUUCAACGAGCUUCGAGCGCAUCGUCUUCACCUCAAGCGCUCGAAGUGCUCGUUUGGCAUGACCUCCGUCGCGUACUUGGGCCACGUCAUCUCCGCCGACGGUGUCGCGAUGGACGCGGCGAUGGACGCGGCG
Lolium perenne is the source of this 1950-nucleotide messenger RNA. The record is from RefSeq and is a predicted model, not a curated record. NCBI's taxonomy places the organism in Eukaryota, Viridiplantae, Streptophyta, Magnoliopsida, Poales, Poaceae.